UAGCAGCAUGUGCACGUUUUAAGUUUUUUCUUCCUUCUUAGCUACAAGUCAAACUGGGGCUAUCACUCUCCAUUCAGCUACUAACCCAACAAACACAAACAGCAUUUUCCAUGCUGCUUCAGUUACAGUUCAGAACAAAGUUCUUCUUUUCAAUUUCUGAGAACCGAACACAGACAUGUUUUUUCUGGCCUCAUCAAAUCAUUAAACGGAUUUGAACUUGUCCUUGUCUGCUCCAAUCAUUCUUGGACAGGUGUACUUUUAGCUCAACAUCUUAUAUCUCUCACCACUUCUUUGUAAUAAAAAGCUCCCCUUUUCCUUGGAUUUUAUUGAUUCAAUAAUGCCAUCUUUCUUCCUUUCUUUCUUGGACUGUGUUUGGGUCCUGCCAUUGGACAACUGAAUGAAACUAGUUGAUCUUUGCAAAUCUGGUCUUUUUUCGAGGAUUCUCAAGAUUGUAAUGUACUGUAAUUUGUAGUACAAGUUGUAAGCUUUUGGAGUGGCAAAGUUGUUGCAAUUAUGAGUGGUAAUGGAAGGAAGAGGCGCCAUUUCAGCAGAAUCCAUGCAUUCUCUUGUGGGAAAGCUUCAUUCAAAGGGGAGCAUUCACUUAUAGGGGGUCCUGGAUUCUCAAGGAUAGUGUACUGCAACGAGGCAGAACGUGGUGAGGGGAGUUUUGUGAGUUAUGGUGACAAUUAUGUGAGUACUACUAAGUAUACAGUGGCUACUUUCCUACCCAAGUCCUUGUUUGAGCAAUUCCGGAGGGUGGCCAAUUUUUACUUCCUUGUCUGUGCAAUUCUGUCUUUUUUCCCGGUUUCUCCUUACUCGGCUGUCAGCAAUGUUAUUCCUCUUGUUGUUGUGGUUGCUGCUACAAUGGGGAAAGAGGCUGUUGAGGAUUGGAGGAGGAAGAAGCAGGAUAUAGAUAUGAAUAAUAGAAAGGUUAAAAUGCACCAUGGAGAUGGUGUUUUUGACUAUUCUAAAUGGAAGGAUUUGAAAGUUGGAGACAUAGUAAAGGUUGAAAAGGAUGAAUUUUUCCCUGCUGAUUUAAUCUUACUUUCAUCAAGCUAUGAUGAUGCAAUUUGCUAUGUUGAGACCAUGAAUCUUGAUGGGGAAACAAAUCUAAAAGUUAAACAAGCACUUGAAGAAACAUCAAAGCUGCAAGAAGACUCAAGCUAUCAAAAUUUCAAGGCUAUCAUCAAAUGCGAAGAUCCAAAUGCAAAUUUGUACUCAUUUGUAGGCAAUUUGGAGCUUGAAGAUCAAUUGCAUCCUCUAGCACCUCAGCAGCUGCUGCUUAGGGACUCAAAGCUAAGGAACACUGAGUUUAUCUAUGGUGCGGUAAUCUUCACAGGCCAUGAUACAAAGGUUAUGCAGAAUUCAACAGAACCUCCUUCCAAGAGAAGCACAGUUGAGAAACGGAUGGAUAAAAUUAUUUACUUUCUCUUCUUUGUCUUAUUUUUAAUAUCUUUUGUUGGUUCAAUUUUCUUCGGGAUAGCAACUAGGGAAGACCUUGAAAAUGGAGUUAUGAAGCGAUGGUACCUCAGACCAGAUAAUACCACAAUUUACUUUGAUCCAAAGAAAGCACCAGUUGCAGCAAUGCUGCAUUUCUUGACUGCACUAAUGUUGUAUAGUUACUUGAUUCCAAUUUCUCUGUACGUUUCCAUUGAAAUUGUGAAAGUUCUUCAAAGCAUUUUCAUCAACCAGGAUUUGCAUAUGUAUUAUGAGGAAACUGACAGGCCAGCUCAUGCUCGUACCUCAAAUUUGAAUGAAGAACUUGGCCAAGUUGACACUAUACUUUCAGAUAAAACAGGAACUUUGACUUGCAACUCUAUGGAAUUCGUCAAGUGUUCUAUUGCUGGGAUUGCCUAUGGCCAAGGAGUUACAGAAGUUGAGAGAGCUCUAGCCAAGCAAAAAGGAUUACCUAUAGGUGAAGAGUUGACAGAAGAUGGCUAUGUUCCAAAGACUUCUGAAGUAAAGUCUUCCGUUAAAGGUUUUAACUUUAUGGAUGAAAGGAUCACAAAAGGAAAUUGGAUCAAUGAACCUCAUGCCGAUGUAAUCCACAGGUUCCUGCAGUUGUUGGCUGUAUGCCAUACUGCAAUACCUGAAGUUGAUGAAGAAAAUGGUAGAGUUUCAUAUGAAGCUGAGUCACCUGAUGAGGCAGCUUUUGUGGUUGCAGCCAGAGAACUUGGGUUUGAGUUUUAUGAAAGGACACAGACAACUAUCUCACUGCGUGAGUUCAAUCCCAAAUCAGGCAAAACAACUGAAAGGUCCUACAAACUUUUGAAUAUACUAGAGUUUAGUAGCACAAGAAAGCGGAUGUCUGUAAUUGUAAGAGAUGAGGAGGGGAAAUUGCUACUAUUUAGCAAAGGAGCAGACAGUGUCAUGUUUGAACGACUUGGAAGGAAUGGAAGGGAGUUUGAAGAGAAGACUAAGCAGCACAUUGAUGAAUAUGCUGAUGCUGGUCUGAGGACCUUGAUACUUGCAUAUCGGGAACUUGGUGAAGAAGAGUACAAUAUAUUCAAUAAAGAAUUUAUGGAGGCCAACAACUUAGUAAGUGCAGAUAGAGAGCAAAUUGUGGAGGAAGUAUCAGAAAUGAUUGAGAAGGAGUUAAUUCUUCUUGGUGCUACUGCGGUUGAAGACAAGCUUCAAAAUGGGGUUCCUGAAUGCAUCGACAAGCUAGCUCAGGCAGGAAUUAAGCUAUGGGUUCUGACUGGUGAUAAAAUGGAGACAGCAAUCAAUGUUGGCUAUGCAUGUAGUUUGCUCAGACAAGGAAUGAAGCAAAUUAUAAUCAGUUCAGAAACUCUAGAAAUCAAAUCAUUGGAGAAAGUGGAGGACAAGUCUGCUGCAGCAGCGGCAAUCAAGGCAAGUGUUAUUCUUCAACUAAAGAAAGGAAAGGAAUUACUUGCUGAAUAUGAUGAAAACUCCGAGGCAUUAGCUCUUAUCAUUGAUGGGAAGUCUCUCACUUAUGCACUAGAAGAUGAUGUGAAGGACCUUUUCCUUGCACUUGCUGUUGGCUGUGCAUCUGUCAUAUGCUGUCGUUCAUCUCCCAAGCAGAAAGCACUCGUUACUAGACUGGUAAAGGUUAAAACUUGUAGCACAACUCUAGCAAUUGGUGAUGGAGCAAAUGAUGUUGGAAUGCUUCAAGAAGCUGACAUUGGGAUUGGCAUAAACGGUGUCGAAGGAAUGCAGGCAGUUAUGUCCAGUGAUAUUUCCAUUGCCCAAUUUCGGUUUCUAGAGCGUUUACUACUUGUGCAUGGACAUUGGUGUUACAGAAGAAUCUCAUCAAUGAUCUGCUACUUCUUUUACAAGAACAUUGCCUUUGGCUUCACCCUCUUCUUCUAUGAGAUCUACGCCUCGUUCUCAGGGCAAGCUGCAUACAAUGAUUGGUACCUCUCACUAUAUAACGUAUUCUUCACUUCCCUUCCGGUAAUUGCCUUAGGAGUAUUUGACCAGGAUGUUUCUGCUAGAUUAUGUCUCAAGUUCCCAUUAUUAUAUCAAGAAGGUGUGCAAAAUGUGCUGUUCAGCUGGAAACGGAUCCUCGGUUGGGUAUUUAAUGGAGUAUUGAGUGCUACCGUAAUAUUCUUCUUCUGCAUCAACGCAAUGGAGAAUCAAGCAUUCCGCAAAGAAGGGGAAGUUGCUGAUCUGGAAGUUCUUGGUGCAACCAUGUACACUUGUGUGGUGUGGGUGGUGAAUUCCCAAAUGGCACUAUCCAUCAGUUACUUCACUUACAUUCAGCAUUUGUUCAUAUGGGGUGGCAUUAUUUUCUGGUACAUAUUCCUGAUAGUGUAUGGAACAAUGGACCCCACUGUAUCAACGACUGCCUAUAAGGUAUUGAUUGAAGCUUGUGCACCAGCACCAUCAUACUGGCUCCUCACUUUGCUUGUGCUUGUUGCUUCACUCCUUCCAUACUUGGCCUAUGCUUCAAUCCAAAUGAGGUUCUUCCCCAUGUUCCAUCAGAUGAUACAGUGGAUUCGAAAUGAUGGGCAAACGACUGACCCAGAAUACGUUCAUGUUGUCAGACAGAGAUCAAUAAAACACACAACAGUUGGCUUCACGGCUCGUUUUGAAGCAUCAAAGAGUAUUCAAGUUUGAACACAGUUAGCAAGCAAAACAGUGUUCUGUUUCUUUGUUGCAUGAAAAUGUUCCUGAACAUGGAUAGGCCUAGUAUACAUAGGUAAUCAACCAAUUACAUACUCGGAUUGUAUAUAUUUAAGGUAGAGUUAAUAAGAAAUGUCAAAUGAUGCUCCUUAAUAAGGGAAAUCUUUAAAGGUAAUAAAUACUGUGGCUGAAAAAAAUAA
Messenger RNA from Vigna radiata var. radiata (mung bean), 4286 nucleotides. RefSeq names its product putative phospholipid-transporting ATPase 9. Gene Ontology annotation, cellular component: plasma membrane. Gene Ontology annotation, biological process: phospholipid translocation. Gene Ontology annotation, molecular function: magnesium ion binding; ATP hydrolysis activity; ATPase-coupled intramembrane lipid carrier activity. The coding region runs from base 514 to 4080 and encodes 1188 amino acids. The record is from RefSeq and is a predicted model, not a curated record. The transcript has 11 exons. NCBI's taxonomy places the organism in Eukaryota, Viridiplantae, Streptophyta, Magnoliopsida, Fabales, Fabaceae.